AUGGUUUCCCCCGCUGCUGCCACCAGCUCCUCCUCCUCUUCCUCCUUUUCUGUCCAAAUACCUAGGAUCAUCUUCCGUUACCUCGUCGUCGCGCUCGCUUUAAACGUCUACAUGGCUCCAGGUGCGACGGUCGCGGACAAGCUCGAAAAUGCCUUCGCGAACAUGUUCGGGUCCAUGGUGCGACCGUUGAGUUCGUGGACGCGAGCGAAAGAGUUUUACACCGUUCUAGAAACGACCGGUGCGGUGGCGGUCUUGAAAGUCGCCUUGUUGUGCAAAGCGAUCGCGUAUACGCUGAGACGGAAGAACAGCAGAGCAACAGAAGCACAAGCGCAAGAAGGAAAGAAAAAAGAGUAA
Bathycoccus prasinos is the source of this 354-nucleotide messenger RNA. RefSeq lists its product with no specific name. The transcript has a single exon. Lineage: Eukaryota; Viridiplantae; Chlorophyta; Mamiellophyceae; Mamiellales; Bathycoccaceae. The coding region runs from base 1 to 354 and encodes 117 amino acids. The record is from RefSeq and is a predicted model, not a curated record.